Molecule: messenger RNA, 432 nt
Organism: Durusdinium trenchii
Lineage: Eukaryota; Dinophyceae; Suessiales; Symbiodiniaceae
Source: the annotation of a GenBank genome assembly
AUGUCCUCCCCUUCACAUUGUUGGAGUGGGGGGGUUUGGAAAUGCCACUCAAAUGGUGGUGCCAGCCCCGUCACGCUGGAUUUCCACAGACCUGCCACACGUCAGAUGCCGCACGUCAGAUCUGCUGUAGAUCAUGCUGUGUGGUGUACGGGUCCCUCGGCAUGCGGACAUCACGUGGCCGUGGAGACAAUGACCUCCUGGCCAUUGCUUGGGCUCGGAGAGGGAUGUGGCCAGCCCAGGCCAUCGAUCGUGCUGAUCGAUAUAAGUUUGACUGUGUGGUCAACAUGGACUUCGCCCCAAGAACGAUCGGGACACAUCCUUGCAGAUGUGAUCCGGAAGCUAAAUCCAAGCUGCUUCAAGAGUCUCCAAACAGCCCGACUGGUCCAAAACCAUAUCCCCUACACCUCCAGUCGUACCUCCUCAGAGGUAUGA